GGCACAUUCGUGGAUCCGCAAUAUUGCAUGUUGGAUUUGUUGGUGUUCGAAAAAAUGGCAUCGUUUCCGGUGAUGAUAAUGGCUUGGCAUUUUAUCAUAAUCUAUAUAAGGUCGUGAUGGUCAAUGCCACAGAGACUACCCGUAUACUGGGCCGAUAUCCUUCUCCGGGUCCAGAAAUUUCCUCAAAAUUAAAGAGGCCCAGCACGGUUUUUGGUUUAUCUCCGUUGCCACUGGGUCAAUUAUCCCACGGUUCGGAGAGUUUUGGUCUGGUUGCCAUGUUAACACCCUAUAAGAUGAUCAUAGUGAGUACAAAGCCUACGUCUCUGCAGCCGUACAAGUUUUCAAAACCAAAGAAUGUAGCAUCCGAUCCUAUUGCGCAAUCAAAGUCAAUUUCCGGGUGUUUAGCGUGGUACCCUGCAGAUAAAUUUCAGCAUGAUCCAGAUUCACCAGUAGUUCACACAGAUCCACUUCUCGCAUUUUCGUGGG
Acaulospora morrowiae is the source of this 486-nucleotide messenger RNA. Lineage: Eukaryota; Fungi; Glomeromycota; Glomeromycetes; Diversisporales; Acaulosporaceae. The record is from the annotation of a GenBank genome assembly.